This is a messenger RNA of Arabidopsis lyrata subsp. lyrata, 4094 nucleotides long. Its product is annotated as DNA polymerase alpha catalytic subunit. The record is from RefSeq and is a predicted model, not a curated record. Lineage: Eukaryota; Viridiplantae; Streptophyta; Magnoliopsida; Brassicales; Brassicaceae. Gene Ontology annotation, biological process: lagging strand elongation; DNA replication; leading strand elongation. Gene Ontology annotation, cellular component: alpha DNA polymerase:primase complex. Gene Ontology annotation, molecular function: single-stranded DNA binding; purine nucleotide binding; DNA replication origin binding.
GCAAAGAGACUACUGAUAAGGUCAAAUGUUGUGAGAGUAUUCUUGAUGAGGUAUUAGCUGAGUUUACUCCUGAUGAUAUGGAUAGAGAAAGGCAUAAGCGAAGGAAACAAUCAGCUACUGUGAAUAAGAAAUAUCUGGUUCAUGAUUCACCCUCAAUUGUUACCAUGGAGAAAGAGCAAGUCGUGACAGAAUUUGAAGUCAUCCCUCCAAGUGAUGCCAAUGAGGUCUUUACAUUGAAUGCAGCAAUUGAUAUGAAAGACAAGGACACGCCUUUAAGAGCCAAUGCUGGUUGGAAAGAAGCCAUGUGCACAGGUGGAACUGAGAAUGAGGUUCCACUUGCUUUUGGUUCUGAUUCUGAAUGCCAAACGGAAGAAUUUGAUUUGGAGGCUGAUGGAUCACUUCUUUUUUACAUUCUUGACGCUUGCGAGAAGCCUUUUGACGCUAGUAUGGGUACAAUAUAUCUCUUAAGGAAGGUCAAGGUUAAAAAGGGAGAUACGUACAAGAGUUGCUGUGUGGUAGUUAAUAAUAUCCAGAGAUGUGUUUAUGCUAUUCCAAAUGAUUCAAUCUUUCCUUCCCAUGAACUAAUGACUCUCGAGCAAGAGGUGAAAGAGUCUCGACUUUCUCCUGAAUCCUUCCGAGGGAAGUUACAUGAAAUGGCAUCAAAACUGAAGAAGGAAAUUUCUCAGCAAUUGUUACAACUCAAUGUUUCAAAUUAUAGCAUGGCAAUUGUCAAGAGAAACUAUGCAUUUGACAGGCCUGAUGUGCCUACUGGCCAACAAUAUGUUUUGAAGAUAAAUUAUUCAUUUAAGGAUCCUCCACUUCCGGAGGAUCUUAAAGGGGAGUCUUUUUGCACUGUGCUCGGCUCUCAUACCAGUGCUUUGGAGCUUUUUAUCCUCAAAAGGAAGAUCAUGGGACCUUCUUGGCUCAAAAUUUCAGUCUUUUCUCCACCAUCUCAACGAGUGAGCUGGUGCAAGUGUGAGGUUACAGUUGAAUCUCCCAAGGUUAUCACUGUUUCAAUUCCGAAGGAAAAAACGGUUCAUCCUCCUGCUGUCGUUACAGCCAUUAACCUAAAGACUAUAGUCAAUGAGAAGCAGAACAUCAGCGAAAUUGUUUCCGCGGCUGUUCUCUGCUUUCACAACGCCAAGAUUGAUGUUCCAAUGCCAGGUCCAGAAAGAAAGCGAUCUGGUGUUCUGAGUCAUUUCACUGUUGUCAGGAAUCCCGAAGGAACCGGCUACCCAAUUGGUUGGAAAAAAGAAGUGGCUGACAGAAAUUCAAAGAACGGCUGCAGUGUUUUGAGUUUUGAAAACAGUGAAUGCGCGUUGCUGACCCGAUUUUUUGAUGAGUUGAACAAUUUGGACAGUGAUGUUCUUGUAGGACAUAAUAUAUCCGGUUUUGAUCUGGAUGUCCUUCUCCGAAGAGCCCAGGCUUGCAAAGUUAAGAGUAACAUAUGGUCCAAAAUAGGCCGUCUCAAACGCUCUUUCAUGCCUAAGCUUAAAGGGAACACUAAUUUUGGGUCCGGAGCUACACCAGGGCUUAUGUCUUGCAUUGCUGGAAGACUCUUAUGUGAUACUGAUCUAUGUUCUCGUGACUUGUUGGAGCAGCAGGUCAGUUAUUCGUUAAUAGACCUUUCAAAGACACAGCUAAACCGGGAGCCUAAUGAUAUUCCCAAAAUGUUUCAGUCAUCUAAAACACUUGUGGAACUUAUUGAAUGUGGUGAGACAGAUGCAUGGUUAUCCAUGGAGCUCAUGUUUCAUCUAAAUGUUCUUCCUCUCACUCUCCAGCUUACCAACAUAAGUGGCAAUCUCUGGGGGAAAACUCUUCAGGGAGGCAGCGCGCAAAGAAAUGAAUACUACUUACUACAUACAUUCCACUCGAAAAAGUACAUUCUCCCAGACAAAAUAUCGCAACAUAUGAAGGAAAGAAAGUCAUCAAAAAGAAGAAUCAAUCAUGGUCCAGAAGACCACAAUGUAGAUGAUCCGUCUAAGGGCAACAAAACAAAGAAGGGUCCAGCCUAUGCUGGUGGAUUGGUCUUGGAGCCAAAGAAAGGCUUAUAUGACAAAUAUGUGUUGCUUCUCGAUUUCAGUAGUCUUUACCCGUCUAUUAUACAGGAAUAUAAUAUUUGUUUCACGACUAUACCACGAUCAGAAGACGGUGUUCCUCGUUUACCUUCUAGUCAGACUCCUGGAAUUCUUCCAAAGUUGAUGGAACAUUUGGUCAGUAUAAGGAAAUGUGUCAAACUAAAGAUGAAGAAGGAAACAGAUCUCAAGUGCCGGGAGCUUGACAUUCGGCAGAAGGCAUUAAAGCUCACAGCCAAUAGUUUAUAUGGAUAUCUUGGGUUUUCUAAUUCAAGAUUCUACGCUAAGCCUUUAGCAGAGCUCAUAACACUACAGGAGUUUUGCUUUCUAGUGAUAAAUUUUCUUUGCUUUUCUCUGCUCUUUUGUGAUCCGGUUAAUUCCCAAACAUUGCAGGGAAGGGAGAUACUGCAAAGAACUGUGGAUCUUGUCCAGAAUCAUUUAAACCUAGAGGUUAUUUAUGGUGACACAGAUUCAAUCAUGAUUCACAGUGGACUAGAUGAUAUAAAAGAGGUCAAAGCCAUUGGAGCAAAAGUCAUCCAAGAGGUCAAUAAGAAGUAUAGAUGUCUGAAGAUUGAACUUGAUUGCAUAUAUAAGAGAAUGCUUCUUCUUAGAAAAAAGAAGUAUGCUGCCAUCAAGUUGCAGUUCAAGGACGGGAAGAUUUGCGAGGACAUCGAAAGGAAAGGUGUGGACAUGGUUCGUCGAGAUUGGAGCUUGCUCUCCAAGGAAAUUGGAGAUUUAUGCUUGGCUAAAAUCUUGUAUGGAGGGUCGUGUGAGGAUGUUGUUGAAGCAAUUCAUAACGAACUUAUGAAGAUAAAAGAGGAAAUGAGAAAUGGGCAAGUUGCACUUGAGAAGUAUGUCAUCACCAAGGCAUUGAGUAAGUCACCAGAAGCUUAUCCAGAUUCCAAAAGCCAACCACACGUUCAGGUCGCACUCAGAAUGAGGCAACGUGGUUAUAAAAAAGGUUUCAGUGCUAAGGAUACCGUACCGUAUAUAAUCUGCUAUGAACAGGGUAGUACUAGCUUAGCAAGCUCAGCAGGGAUUGCCGAACGUGCUAGGCAUCCUGAUGAGGUGAAAUCAGAUGACAACAGAUGGUUGGUUGACAUAGAUUACUACUUGUCACAGCAGAUUCAUCUGGUGGUAUCUCGUUUAUGCGCAGAGAUUCAGGGCACAAGUCCUGAGAGGUUAGCUGAGUGUUUAGGACUUGACCCAUCAAAGUAUCGAAGCAGAUCAAACGUUACUACGUGCAGUGAUCCUUCUACAUCCCUCUUGUGUGCUACAAGCUAUGAAGAAAGAUAUAAAAGCUGUGAGCCAUUAGCAUUAGCAUGCCCUAGCUGCUCAGCUGCUUUCAACUGUCCAUCGAUUACUACCUCAGUUUGUGCGUCGAUCAGUAACAAAUCUGAAACAGAGGAAUCUGAUUCUAUAUUCUGGCUUAAACUGCGUUGCCCGAAAUGCGAAGCAGAAGGUAGCACGAGAAGAAUAUCCCCUGCAAUGAUAGCUAACCAGGUGAAAAGGCAGAUUGAUGGGUUUGUGUCAAUGUACUACAAAGACAUAAUGAUGUGUGACGAUGAGUCUUGCAAAUACACGACACGCAGCCCCAACUUUCGUCUGCUCGGUGACUGUGAACGGGGAACCGUUUGCCCAAACUAUCCUAACUGUCGUGGAACCCUCUUAAGAAAGUACACUGAAGCAGACUUGUACAGGCAGCUAUCAUACUUUUGCCACAUCUUAGACACACAAUGCUCUCUAGAAAAGAUGGAUGUUGGUGUCAGAAUUCAAGUAGAGAAAGCAAUGACGAAGAUAAGACCUGCGGUUGAGUCAGCAGCAUCCAUGGCUCGAAGUAUACGAGACCGGUGUGGGUACGGAUGGCUGCAACUGACAGACAUAGCCAUUUGAUAGUUGUAAUAAACAUUUCAUGUAGUUAAAUUUGUUUCAUCUUCUGACAUCACUAUAAUCAAGCUACUCAGUUCUUUUUACACCUAAAGCUUAUUAUCGUAACACUUUGAAAUUUAACCAAUACAA